Molecule: messenger RNA, 3156 nt
Organism: Anarrhichthys ocellatus (wolf-eel)
Lineage: Eukaryota; Metazoa; Chordata; Actinopteri; Perciformes; Anarhichadidae
Gene: ttc22
Product: tetratricopeptide repeat domain 22
Exons: 10
Coding region: 925-2631 (568 amino acids)
Molecular function (GO): protein binding
Source: RefSeq, a predicted model, not a curated record
ACUCAAGCGCGUGCACGUACACACGCGCACGCGUAAACACACACACACACACACACACACACAGUCGACAACAGCACUCUUACCAUCUCCAUUUUCAAUUUCCUAAUCUUUUCAUCCAAACUCUUCUUUCCCGACUCUUGACCGGUGUCGUGCGCGGUGGUCAGCUUGGCGUCUCCCCGGACAGAGGACGCCUCUUCCCGCAUCCACCUGAGCAAACCCUCGGGAGUCUUCCGUCCGAUUUUCACCUCUAUGUCUUUCAGAUCUGGGAUGGUCUCGUUGGCAGUGCCUUCGUCCAUCGUGUUUGUGUUUUUAGAGCAAAAAAAGAUCCGCAAGAUUACGUCCUUUUCGUUUUUUGGAAAUUGUUGCCUGGCAAGGUGCGAGAGUCACUUCCAAUAGGACUGUAUGUCAUCCUAUGCGACUCCAGCUGAGUUAGACUGCGCCAGGAGAGAAAAACAACAACUGACAGCAUCAGCACAACAGCUAUGAAAUGUUCUCACUGGAGACUAAUGUUGAGAUGAACUCCUGAUUUAGCCGCAUUGUCAUUGGUGUCAAACUGAUGAAGCCCGUAUGUCUAAAGAAACCUAUGAUCACCAAGUUAAAACAGAUGAUAACUAUUAUUUCCAGUGUCUUAUUGUUUGGCCCCCUCCACAGCGCUAGAUACAGCCUAACCUCCGGAGUCCCGUGCCCGGUGUAUGAGCGCUGCAGGCCGGUUAUGUGGCUGGUUGGAGAUCUCUACGCUCAGCUACAUUGCGCAGAUUCCACCUGCAUGAUGACAGCGACCAGCGACCGCAGAGUGGGAGAGGAGACUGCAAAGUUAGCUGUAAUGACACUAUAGAGCUUCCGAUGAGAACAAGCAACAGACAAUGAGCUGAUGAUGGCAGACCUUGACAAGCAGCAGGUAGAGAAGGAGGAGAGCAGGAGGCCAUGGAGGCAGACAGUACAGUGGACAUUGAGUCUCUCAUGGAGGACAUGGACUACAUACCCGGCCACUUUCACCUGCACCUCAACCUCAACUGUGAACCUGUUGGGCCUGUGAAGCUAAGACUCAGAGACACUUACCUAAAACAAGAGAGCCUGCGAGGCGAGCUUGAGGCUGAAGUGGGAUAUCUACAGUACGCUGUCCGAAAUCUGCUGGGUUUGCUGGCUUUUCACCUGGAACACUUUGACACAGCUGAGGAAAUAUUCAGAAGCAUUUGUAAAGAAGACCCUGGUAACCUUAAUGCCUGGGCCAACCUUGGCUACGUGUACGACAAGCUGGGGAGAGAGCUGGAUGCAGGGGAGUGUGUGGACAAAGUGUCCCACCUUAUGGGGUUAGACGCUGGAGAGGCCUUUCAGGAUGAGGCCAGGCUUCUGGCUGCUCGCUGCCUGGUUGAGCAAGCUUACGUUCAUCCUUACGACGUGGAGCUGGCCAAUGAGGAGGUCCUCAGAGACAGACUGACGGCAGCAUUGACACUUUACAACCGAGCCCUGGACUAUGGGGGUCAGCUGAUACCAAUAGAGGAAAAACGAAGCUGGUAUUUUAAAAUGGCGACCAUCUAUAUAAGACUGGACGACAUAGUGAAGACCAAAGCAGACUCUGAAUACUCCAGACUUUCUCACUACAAUAAGGGGCUGAAGCUUCUCAAAGAAGCACUAGAAUUGGAGAAAACGCAACAAAAAGCUCUUACCUGGUGUUACAUCGGUAUCAUGUUGGAGAGGAAGGAAGAGUUCACCACCGUGCCCAUGUCUAUACAUGACUGUGGCUACUCGGCUACUGAUCCUCUAUCCUGCUACGGAACUGCCAUAAACUUGGCCAGUGAUGAUGCACUCACCCUGAACCUUUUGGCAAAGGUCUUCUUUCUGUUGGGCAAACAUGAGAUGGCAACAGGGAUGUGCAACAUGGCCCUAAACAUGCUCCCAGACCCAGAGCUCAACUGGCAGGCCUACUGCACCCGUGCCAAGAUCAAUAUGAUGCUCUAUGUCAGGGAUUUGGAGAAGGUAAAACAUGGACAAGGUGAAAUUCCAGACCGACAGAAACUAACUGAGGCCAGAAAAGACUUGGACAAGGUGCUGACUGUACGCCAAUGUCUGCGGACUCACCUGGAGAUGGCACAGGUGUACUACUACAUGGGCAUAGAUGCACUCCAGGAGAGUCUUUUGGUGGAUGAGGGGACAGUGAACAGUGCAUUGGUGAGUCUGUCCCAUGCCCUACAGUUUGAGCUGGGUGACAGCCUGCCGGACCUCCACCUGCUUAGAGGACGCUGCCUCCUGCUGAAGGGUGAGGAGCAGAACGCUGCAGACUGCUUCAAACGGGCAGUGGAGUUGGAGAGACCAAGGAGCACAGACACCACAGCACUGCGCUGCCUCCUACAGGCCCUCUUGACUUUGUUCAUGCAGGGAGGCCCUGACCCAAGCCUCGCAAUCACCCAACUGGAGCUGUGGGUGCAAAAGGCAGAGGACAGGUACCCUGAGGACAUUGUGAAGUCCGUGCUGAGGUGCCUUUACAGGACUCGCACAGCAGAGGUCACAGAGUUAUCCAGGGCUCUGAUCAGGACAGGCAGACUGGACCUAGUGAGGAGGCUACUGGAAACAGUGAUGCCUAAACAACUGGUUAAGAAGAGACCAAUGGAUAGGUCUUUCUCUUUUGCAUGAAGCAAAUAUGUGACUUUAAUACAAUUUCAGGCACAUGACCUGACCAGAUUAGACAUGCAGUAAUUAAUAAACUUCUUAACAGCAUUUCACAGAUACGGCUGAACAGCAGCGGUGCACUGUAAUUAAACUGUCUUUACUAUAAGUGUGUAUGUCUUUAGGCUGAUUCUUCUAUUAUUAAGUUUCGGAACGGUUGGAUCGGCAGAGUAACCAACAGUUACAGUGUUAAAACACUGGGGGUAUUCCUUUUAAGCUUGCUUUACAUUGGAAAAUAUGUUAAAACCUUUGAGUUUUCUUACAAAAUGCCCUGUUUUCCCUUCCACAGUGACUGUAUUAAUGACAAAUGAGUUGUUUCCAACACAAGUAGUCCUAAUGCUGCUUAGUAAUAUGUGAAUCACGUCACACUAUCUCUUAUUGAGUGGGAUAUUUCAAUGCUCUAUCACUAAUGACCAGCAGAUGGAGGUGUAAUCCAUUAAGAUGUUGCCUGGUUAAUGAAAGGUUGUUUGUGACUAUGAAUAAAAGACAAGU